This is a messenger RNA of Sclerotinia sclerotiorum 1980 UF-70, 1788 nucleotides long. RefSeq lists its product as hypothetical. The record is from RefSeq and is a predicted model, not a curated record. The transcript has 3 exons. The coding region runs from base 1 to 1788 and encodes 595 amino acids. NCBI's taxonomy places the organism in Eukaryota, Fungi, Ascomycota, Leotiomycetes, Helotiales, Sclerotiniaceae.
AUGGCUAGUUACAAUGGAGAUAUGCCGUUACAUUCGGCAGAAAUGGCCAUUCAAGAACAAAUUAUGGACAGUGCGACGAAAAUCGACCAAGUCUCGGCUUCUGCUGAGUUAUACCCUCCUGUUGAAGCACUCAAUCGUGCCAACAGGCUCCUUCCACAUGUUCUCGAGGAAGAGGCAAGCAAGGACCCUCAAAGAGUUAUCGCAAUAAUGGCAAAAUCGUCUGAUAUAUCUAUGGGAUUUGAGGAACUCACCAUUGGGCAGUUCUUGCAUGCUGUCAAUUUUACAGCUCAUUGGAUUGACUCUGACAAAAUCGAUUCUCCUCCGGCUGAGACAUACGCUUUCGUUGGACCACAAGACUUUCGAUAUCCGAUCAUUGAACUUGCUGCCAUGAAGACAGGAAACCCUCUUCUUUUGCCUAGAGCUGGGAAUGCAUUAGCAAAUACAGUUUCAUUACUCAAUGCGACCAAAAGCACAAAAUUCUUUUACGCAUCGGAAUACUCAGAUCUUGCUGCACGGAUUGUCGCUGUGCUUCCACAUGUGAAAACCUACGAGGUACCGAGCUUGCGGGAGAUGACUGUCGAAAAUACCGAACCUUAUCCGUAUAACAAGAGCUGGGAUACAAAUAAGGACGAAAUAGCCGUGAUUAUUCAUACAUCAGGUUCCACAGGUGCACCGAAACCUAAGAAUUGCACCCAUGCAUUUCUCAGUAGUCUCAUGAACAGCUCGAAUUUACUCCCCGGAGUUCCUGGACGAAUAACUGCAUCGCUCGAUUUGAUAGCCAAAGGCAAGCUACUCUUGACCGCGUGCAGUUUUUCUCAUGGCUCCGGACUCAUCUCGGCAUUCACGACCAUCAUUCAGGGUUCGACAAUUGUUUUCGGCCCACCAAAUGUACCCUCUAGUGGAAAGAUACUUCACGAUAUUAUGAAAGUCCUCCCCAUUCAUGGACUUGUAAAUGUCCCAAGUAUUACAGAGCAGCUGUUCUUGGAUCAUGGUGAAGAUCUCAAGGACGAAAUUGCUGCCCUGAAACAUGUUUCCUGGCUUGGAGGUCCACUAUCCCAGAAGACGGGUGAUUUCAUUGUUAGCCAUACGAAUGCGAUUUUGUGGCAAGGCUUUGGAUCAACUGAAUCUGGCUUAUUGCCACUCCUCGUACCACCAAAAUCACAUUGGCAAUAUAUCGAAUUUCAUCCAAAAUUCUUACCAGAGUUAGAACCAAUAUCACCCGGCUCCCUGCUGUGCGAAUUAGUCUUAAAUAAAUAUCAGGAUCCGGCUCUUUCCUGGAGUCAACCUGUUUUUCACAUGGCUCCAGACCAGACAACCUGGAGAACCAGGGACAUUCUACGUCGCUAUGACGGUCCUCUUCCCGAUGGAGUCGGUCCACUUUGGAAGUUCGAGAAUAGAAUCGAUGAUCUCAUCAUUCUCUCCAAUGCCGCCAAAGUCAAUCCUGUGCAUAUUGAGACAUUGUUACAAUCGCAUCCAUUGCUAAACGGUUGUAUUGUGUUUGGAGAAAGUCAAACCCGUUGUGGAAUCUUGUUGGAACCAAAAGAGGGCUCGAAUUUGUCAGAGGAAGAAUUGGUAGCAUUGGUAUGGCCUGACGUAGAGGAGGCUAAUGGUACCGUACCAGGACAUGCUCGUAUUGAACGAGAUUUGGUCCUCGUGGUGAAAAAUGAUAAGAGGUUUGAGAGAGCUGCUAAAGGAACUUUCAUCAGAUCUCUUUGCUUAAAGAUGUAUAAGUCUGAGAUUGAUGAUUUAUACGCAAAGUUCAAGGCAAGAAAAGCCCAAUUCGGUUGA